GACAGCGGCGUGGUUAGGUGACUCCGCGGCGAUCAACUUGUACUCAGUGAGUCUGCGGUGGUUGUCCCCGGCGGUGGUUGUCGUGAGUGUUUGUGUUACGCGUAAUACAUGUGCGCCGGCUCGCCAUGUAACGUGGUCCGGUUCUCUAAUCGUGAUUUUCGUUGACGAUAAAAAUAAGUAAAACCCAAUGGUGUGGUUAAAAAUAGUCAAGUAUUUAAUAUUAGAGUUAUAUCAUAAUAAUUGAACAAUGACUGUUUGUUUUUUUCCGAGUCUAUUAAUUGUUAAUUGCUGUGUUGAGUUAUGAUGUUAUAAGUGAUAUUUGAUUAAUAUAUUUAUAUCAAAUUUUCGGAAUGUUGGUUUAAAUUUUUUUUAGUGCUAAACAAUUUUCAAUUAAUCUACACUGUUAAAUCACAUCAUAAAGUGGUGUACUAACACCGUACCAGCCAUUUUAGAGAUAAGCUACUGUUAAAAAAUGAUUAAACAAAUUGAAGAUUAAAAAAAGAUAAUGGAAAUAGUGGAAGCGAUCAUACUUCACCUAUUGUUGAUUAUUACCGAAAAGUUUUCUUUUUGCUCUUCUAAGUGGUUUGCCGCCUGACCACGUCUAAGAUAAAUGUAACGGUUGGCGGCCUCGGUGUAUUGGCCAACAUAUGGCAUUGUUCACAAAAGAACCAGUCAUGUGACCACCGAUGGCCGCCGAUUAUAGCCGCCAAACGACAAGUUAUGGAUAAAAGUCAAAAAAAUAUUAUCAACCCAAAAUCCAAAGUAUUUUGGCUAGGUGUAAUAUGGUUAUUACUAGUAACAUCCACCGAGAUCGUGAUAGCCCAACAAAACUCACCCACAUGCGGCACCCCGAUAGACAAACCGUUGACGGCAUCCAAAGGUGUUAUUACUACACCAAAUUUUCCUGGACCAUUUACAGUACCCAUAGAUUGCCAGUGGGUGAUAUACAUAGAGAGUAAUCAGGAGAACAACACCAUGACCGAGUUAUAUCUCACACAGUUUUAUGUCCUCGAGGGGUUUACCGUAACCGAGUACGUUAUGUAUCCAUUACCAGAUUACGAUGUUCCAGGACAAACCAAACGAGAAGUGUUCAACAAGACGCACAUGGGUCAAUACGUAGUUUCUUUGUUAUCUACCCAGCAGUAUCUUGUCAUCAAGUUCAAGUUGGACCGUUUAGAAGGCAAUCACGUCAGAGUGUACAAUGAUCUGAUGGAUGUGUACGGGUUUAACAUUACUUACGAAGUUCGACAAUUCAACAAAGAAAGGAAUGAUGUUUGUAGUCUUCUAUCCUGUUCAUAUGCUGGUAUAUGCUUAGGCAACGAAGAUCUCUCGUCUUAUUCAUGUUCAUGCUUUCCUGGAUUUUUUGGGAGUAACUGUGGAUAUGGCCCUGGUUGUAAUCCUGAAAAUGAUAAAGAAUCUUGUGAAAAUGGUGGCGUAUGCAGACAUGCUGGUCGGUCAAUUGAGAUUUGUAACUGUCCUCCUGGAUUUAUCGGAGGACAAUGUGAGAUACCCGUUGUCAAUUUCACUUCAAUAUGUGGUUCAUCCGGUAAUUGUAUAAAACAGUGCACUGUUCCAGAAGAUAAUCCUAAUAAAAGUAGUGGUCCUUGUCCUUGUAACGUGUUCAGAAAUGUUUCUGUACCGAUUGAUAACCGGUAUCAAUUUACUUUAAAAUUGGACGAUAUGGCAGCUUUUGAAAGUAAAACCGAUAUCAGAAACUUUUUGAGUGACAAAUUAAAAAAAUACUUUAAGAAGCAUUCAAAAACAAUUUGUUCUUCACACGAAGAUUGUGAUUUAAGAAUAUUAUCUUUCAUGCCAGUGUCUGGUGAAGCUACUUUUGAAUUAUAUUACCGGAAGACAGGCUUCAAACAUUUACAGGAAAUAUUAAGUAACAUUAAUUCUACAGGAUAUUUACCAGCUCAUAAACCUGUACCAUUGAUAAACAAUUCUUUGUUACUUCAAUCUGAACCAAUGCUUUGGAUAAGUAAAAUGAACUCAAAUGUUUAUAAAGACACUUUGAGAGUGGGUGAGCUUUUAAUGGUAUCUUGUAUUGCACAAGGUUCUUCUGCUAUUCAAUAUAAAUGGUAUAAAGAUGGUUAUCUAGUAAAUACCUCAAUAGCUUCAACAAGAUCAAUUUGGACUAAAGUAAUAAAAAAUGAUAAAACUGAAAAAAACUUUAUUCUUGUGAUUGAACAUGUUGACCCUAGCGAUUUUGGAAUGUAUACUUGUGAACUGACUGAUCGUGGUCGUCAGCAAUGUAAGUCAAUCAUCAUAUCAAUACCUCCUUUACCAGAAGUAGUCGUGAAACCUUCAAUUACAGUUCAAAAAGGCGAUAGUGUAGCAAUAGUAUGUGUUUCAAGAAAUGAAUAUACGAAGUUUGGUUAUACUUGGUCCUAUAAUAAUAAUUUGGUACCUAUGUCACCACCAGACCUUUACUGGGAAGACUUACAUCGUGGUGGUAUUAUACUUCAUGUUAAAAAUAUUCAGAGAUCAGAAAGAUAUACUUGCGAAGUUACAUGCCCAGCAGGAAAUAAAAAAGAGCAUACUGAUAUUUUUGUACUUAAUACUACUACUACAGCAUUUUGUGAUCCUGAUGGUGUUUGGCCAUUGACUAUGGCAGGCACAUUGGCGUCAAUUGAUUGUCCAAAAAGAUUGAUGAACUAUGCUACUCGAUACUGUGAACUAAAAGCACCUAAUUACACUGAAUGGCAUGCAGCAAAUUAUUCAGCAUGUGUCCCACAUUACCUACGAAAAGUAACUCAAAAUUUUCAUGUCAGAACAUUGGGUUUUGAACGAGAGUCUACAGCUGCUAAGACGUUAAAUUCUUUGAAAUAUCACAUGCAAAAGACCGAUGAAUGGUACCCAGGCGAAGGGGAAUCUAUAGUCGAGUUCUUAUCAUCAGUUACCAAUUUUCUCCAAAAUUCAAAUCAGUUAGAAGAUUUAGACGAAGCAACGAGUAGUUUUAAUAACAUAUUAGAUGUUUUACUUAAAAAUAAAUCAAUUAUUACUAAAGAAAAAAUUGAACAAAUCAUAAAAAUGAUUGAAAAGUGGGUGUUAUUGAGAGCAUUUUAUUUAGUAAAGCAGAAAAACAAACAGCGGUUGAGUUUUAAUAUAGAUGAAAUUUUUAUUGAUUCUGCUUCAGAGAUUGUUAAGAAAUUACCCGGCAAAAAUUUAACUUUCGAUUUUUUCAAUGAUGAUGAUAGUAUGUUGACUACGCAACCACCAAAAGUUACUGUAUCCAUUUACGAUAUUGACAUUGAUAAAUGCAUUAACAAAUCAUUCAACGUGGGUGUUAUAAUAUACAACAGCUUACCAGAGUUUUUUGAACUGAAUUAUGAUAUGACCAUAAUUAGUGGUUCUACAGACUUUAUGAGCUUGAAAACACCAUUGGUAACAGUUAGUGUAGCGCGUGACGGUCAACGAAUACGUUCAAACUUUUUACCUCCAAUCGAAACGAUAAUCGAUUUUAAUCUUAAUCUGCCGGACAUCAAUGGUACAUGGAAUUUAACUUGUACUGUCACGGAUUUUGUGGGCAACACUUGGAAUACGACUGCUUGUAAGAUAAUCACUGGUGUUGGUUCACUUAGAAACGUCACUCGAUGCCAAUGUCCUUCGGCUGGUGUGUUUGCCGUGUACACUGCAAUCAUGCCACGGGUUCUACAGCUCACACAAACAACAAAAGAUAAUUUAAUUGUGAUACUUGGAUGCGUUUGUUGCCUUAUUCUAUCUGUUUUGACAUUUAUACUAUUGGCUAUACGAUGGGCUAAUGAGCAAACAUGCAUUUUAUACCUAAAAAUUCAAUUAUGUUUAGCUAUUGCUACUCAAAUGUGCACGUUUCUAUUGGCGAUUAAAAUUAAUGAUUAUGCGUAUUUCUCAUUAUGUUUGCAAAUAGUGACAAUAAUUGAAGCCACUUCACAUUUAAGUCAAGUGCUAAUCGUGUACACAGAAAUUAUCAGCUUCCCUAGUUUUCCUACUAUAAAAUUAUCCAUUAUUGGUGUGGCAACAGCUGCUCCGAUAUUGUUUGUUUUGAGUAUUAUGCUAAGUCUAAACAUUGUUGGUGUCAACCCUAUUCGACCGUGGAUAAAUACUUCAGCAUUUUUAUACAUAUAUUUUGUACUUUUUAUACUUCUUUUGCUCAUGUAUGUAUCUGUCCUGGUCAUUUCCAUAUCCAAGAUCAAUUUCAUCAAAGAAAAAUUACAUAGAAAUACGCCGUGUUGUUUGAAUGAGUGGAUUGGACUUAUUAAGAGAUCCAUAGUCAUUUUGUUAAUGGUUAUUAUCACUACCAUGCUCAGUAUUCUAUACUUUUUAUACUCAGAAGAAUUAUUCAAGCAUUCAUUUAGUAUUUCUUGUGCUUUAAAAGGAUUUGUAGUUCUCGUAUGUUAUGUAUUUCACACUGAAGAAUCAUUUAACUUAAUAUCAGUUUAUUUGUUGAAAUCCACAAACAAUCGAUUGUCCGGAGACAUUCAUUUGGAUGUCAAUGGAAGUCCUUCGAAUGAUUUAUCUAAAAACGCUGUUGACUGUGAAAUUAAUAAUAAGUCAACAAAGUGUGAUAUCAUAGAGAUUUCUGAUAAUCCUACAGAUUACUUUACGGCGCAAGAACAACCUACUUCAGUUAUCAGUAACUUGACCAGUUCGUUAAAAAGAGCAUCCGGACAAAAUUUAGAAUCCAAAACGAAAUCUGUUACGUUUCUGCAUGAUUUAGUCACUGGAUGCCAAGAAAAGCCUUUCAAUAACAACAAUACGUUAGUUGACGAUGAUAAAUGCUUAUCAUAUAAAAAUAGUAGCCGAGCGCCGUUACUUGAAACGACAAAAGCGGAAGUGGUCCACGCUUACGGCGACUGUGACUUGCCUGAACUUUGUAGCAACAGUUCUGAACCAGAGGAACAGCGCUGGCAAGUGGUGCAGACCGGCUUUGAUGUUGCUGCCAAUGUCGAUACGGCCAUUAGGUGUGUAGUACAACCACCGCCAGAUAUGAUGGCCACACACGUGUGUGUUGAAGUCGAACUAGUUAAGUCGUCGGCUGCGGUCAACAAUGAUUUACAAUUGUCGGUGCCCACGGUAGUAGUAUGCAGUGUAGAUGUAGAGCCCUGCAGAGUGACUCCGUCGCAGGUCUUAUCACCAGACGACAAAUUGAAGUCGAUACAGUGUGAAAACUGGGAAGCCAUCGAGGAGCAUGUCGACCAGCAAGAUGACACAUUUGACAGAAUAACUCAGGAUUUGGACUAUCUGUUGAAUCGAAAAAAUAACUUUACCGACAAUUCACCUUACGUUUGCAUGUCACCUUCUUCACUGUCCAGUAACCACCAGCGGAAGAAUAAUAUCAAUCAACAGUCUAAAGAUGAAAUUGGUGUUACUGUACAAAAACAAACCAAUGAGAAUUCUUUGAAUUACAAUGGAAAUAUCUAAAGUUUUUCUGCGCCACUUAUUGAAUUUAUUAAGUUUAUUAAUUAAAAUUUAUUUUAUACAUAAAUAUAUUUUUGAAUUUUUAAUGUUCCUAAUUUAAUAUUUUAACGUUUCGUGUUCAUUUUAAUAUGUUUAAUUUACAAUUGAGUUAAAAAAACACGUUAUUUAAUCAAUAUAUUUUUAAGUCCACUGAAAAUUCUUAAAAAGAUUCUUUUUUAAGAAACAUAAUUAUAGAUUAAGUUUUCUAUUGGUAAAUUAUGAAUAAUUAUUAUUUAUGCUCAUUUUUUUUUAAGGAGAUACACUUUAGUGGUUUAAGGAGAGAAAGACUCUCGUAUUAAUAGUAUUUAUGUUGAAAUUGUAAAUAAGUACCAGUUCAUAUCUAAUAUCAAUUGUGGCUUACUGGUCUAUUAACAUAAUUACAUUAUUUUUUUAAUUAUUUGGUUUCGUAAACAUGAAAAUUACACGAAACAGUAUUAUUUAAAAUAUUUAUAGUUAUAUUUUUUGAAAAGACAAUAAAUUUAUUAACUUUUAUUAA
Messenger RNA from Daktulosphaira vitifoliae (grape phylloxera), 5935 nucleotides. RefSeq lists its product as uncharacterized. The coding region runs from base 721 to 5403 and encodes 1560 amino acids. Gene Ontology annotation, molecular function: G protein-coupled receptor activity. Gene Ontology annotation, cellular component: membrane. The record is from RefSeq and is a predicted model, not a curated record. The transcript is spliced from 24 exons. NCBI's taxonomy places the organism in Eukaryota, Metazoa, Arthropoda, Insecta, Hemiptera, Phylloxeridae.